Messenger RNA from Saccharomycodes ludwigii, 795 nucleotides. RefSeq lists its product as uncharacterized. Bases 1 to 795 code for a protein of 264 amino acids. The transcript has a single exon. NCBI's taxonomy places the organism in Eukaryota, Fungi, Ascomycota, Saccharomycetes, Saccharomycodales, Saccharomycodaceae. The record is from RefSeq and is a predicted model, not a curated record.
AUGAAAUCUCUUAUAAGAAUUAGCAAACGGUUAUAUUGCUCCAACAACAAUGGUAAGUUAACCGCUAAUCAAGUUAUCUCCACUUGUAAAGGAACACAUGCUGGUCCAUUUGUAGAGUUACCAAUAAUCGAUUAUUUAUCAGAGCGUUCGUCAGCUAUUAUUAAAUUACCAGCUUCAUGUAGAUUUUAUACAAAAUUGGGCAAUAUUACUGCAAUUACUGGUGAAAGUGGAAAUAAAAAACAGCCAAGUUUUGAAGCAAAUGAUUUGAUAAUAUUUGAAAAAAUGACAAAAGAAAAUAAAAUUCCUGGAGUUAAUCGUACCUUUUAUAAGUUACAGACUGGAGGAAACAGUGCAAAUGUUAUUCUAAGUACACCUUCAAGUACCAAUAUUAUAUCAAUAAAAUUAGAAAAUGAUAAAACAUGGAGUGUUUUAAAUGCUGCUGAAAACGUGUAUGGUUAUAGUGAUAUGAUUAAUAUUAAUUACCCAAAAGGAACUUAUGAAUCACUACAGAUUCGAAAUAAACCAAGUGUCAUUUAUGGGUUUGGUGUUUUUUUUCUAUUAGGUAACAAUUUUAAAAUUUUGGAGUUAUCAGCAUCAAGUGAAGUCUUAGUUAAUCCAUCGAAAUUAAUUGCAUUUGAAAAUAAUACUGGAUUAAAAUUUACCACUGAGAAUUUAAGGCCUGAACCUAAUUUAAUCCGUGAAUUGAUGAACAAAAACCCAAAAUUAGCAUCUAGCAUUGAAAAUAUUCCAUUUUAUAAAAUUAAAGGUCCAGGUAGAAUAAUUGUCCAAGGGUGA